Molecule: messenger RNA, 1416 nt
Organism: Naegleria gruberi
Lineage: Eukaryota; Heterolobosea; Eutetramitea; Acrasida; Naegleriidae
Product: ribosomal large P0-like protein
Exons: 1
Coding region: 1-1416 (471 amino acids)
Biological process (GO): cytoplasmic translation; ribosomal large subunit assembly
Cellular component (GO): cytosolic large ribosomal subunit
Molecular function (GO): large ribosomal subunit rRNA binding; structural constituent of ribosome
Source: RefSeq, a predicted model, not a curated record
AUGAAAAACUUGGACGAAUCAGCUUCAAAACAACAAUUUCAUUCCGAAAAGAAGGGUCUCUCUCAUAAAUGUGCAAAAUUCGAGAAGGUCAUUCAACAUUUUCAUGAUCAUUCGAAUGUAAUUAUUAUUAAAAUACAUCCUCGAAUGAAAUCGGAUCAGUUACAAAUAGUUCGAAUGAAAUUGAGAGAGAAGGCCGAAUUAUUGGUGGGAAAGAAUACAUUGAUCAGAAGUGCUAUUCGAAACUUGGCUCAGGAUAUUCAAUUUAAUGUGAAACCAUCAGAGUGGAAGCACAAUCCAGAAGUUCUUUAUCAAAUUUGCGAAUAUUUGAGAGGAAAUGUUGGACUAAUCUUUACAAAUUCAACAGAAAUUGAAGAAUUGAUUGAACAAAUUCAAUCUUUCAAAUUUGAAGCAAAGGCAAAGGUUGGAGACAUAGCUCAACAGGAUGUAUAUGCAUCGACAGAUUUUUUACUUUUGAGAGCUGGAGAGAAAAUUACAAAGGAAAAGGCAGAUUUUUUGGAAUUGUUGAAGAUGGAACCGAUGAUUGCAUACGGACUGAAAGUGGUAGCUUCCUAUGAAAAUUCACACGUGGUUUGGAAUCAAACAUAUGAAAACCUGAGAGCAUCUCUAAAUUUGAAUAGUAUAAUUCAGGAAGCAGUAGAUAAUGUGGCAAGUAUUGGAUUAGAAUUGGAUAUUCCGAAUUCAGCAUCUAUUCCACAUAGUCUUUUCAAUGGAUUAUUGAAUGUCGGUCGAGUUUUGGUAGAACUGAGAACAAUUAAUUCCAUUCAACAAUUUACUGUAAAUGAAUUACCAUCUGAAAUUUUGAUAUUAAUUGCAAGUUUCUUGAAUUUAUCAGAAUUGAAUAGAUUUGCGAUGGGUAAUCAAUCAUUAUUGAGUCUAUUCUUCAAUAGAAGAAUUAUUUCACAAUCUCAUUCAAUUGAGAAAUCACUCAAGAAUUCAAUUGCUAUGAUAAAUGAAGAGAGUGAACUAUUUACACGAGUUCAAUUGGAAAUUUGGAAACCAUUAGUUUGUUUCUACUUCCCUAACUUUAGGAAAAAUAAUUUAAAUAUCAAGAAUUGGCUCCACGUUCUCAGAAGAAGAAUUGACCAUAUCAAGCUACACAUGCCUUCAGUCAACCUUGCAUCAGCAAGAAACGAAUCUUUUGCAAUUAAGAGUUACGAAUGGAAUCUCAUCAACCAAUGUGAAUGGAUCUACAAAUGUCCUCUCAAAUACGAUUCUCUUCCACUUCACACCUCUUCCAGUAGAAUGUGUAAUGUCUGCAACAAGAUAGUUUACCAAGUUGGUAGUGAAGAACAAGCCAAACAUCAUAUCAUUAAGGGAAAUUGCAUUGCUUUUGUGGAAGGAGGGGAUGAAUACGAUGAUGAUUUAGCUAUGGGAAUUAUUUAUUGGGAUGAAUGA